This is a messenger RNA of Funneliformis caledonium, 690 nucleotides long. The record is from the annotation of a GenBank genome assembly. Lineage: Eukaryota; Fungi; Glomeromycota; Glomeromycetes; Glomerales; Glomeraceae.
AUGUCUACCAUAAAACGAAAUUAUCGCAGGAAACCAAAAUCUUUGAGUGACGAGGAAGUAGUUGAAGAUCGAAAUACUUCACCAAGUGUUGAAAAAGAUAAAGAACCUGAAGACUUACGCAAAUUUCGAAGAAGACCACAAGGCAUAGAUGCAGAUAAACUAUCUAAGGGAGAAGCAAAGGCCAAGAAAAAGAAAAAAGAUGAGGAUCCAUGGAAAUUAACAGUUGGUGGCCUUGUCGACCUGGACGAACAAACAAAUGCAUUAGAUGUGGAUAAGCAUAUGAUGGCUUAUAUAGAAGAAGAAAUGCGUAAGAGAAGAGGUCAAAGAUCAGAUUCAAAGAAUGAUGACGAGAUUGUAGUGUCAUCAAAACCUUUAAAUCCUCAAGAUGAGCUUUUUCAGGCUCCAGAUCACUUGCGAAUUGAAAGCAAACCGAUAUCAGAAGGCAAUGUACAAUUAUCAACAACGAUGCUAACCGCUAUACCUGAGGUUGACCUUGGAAUAGAUGUUAGGUUAAAAAAUAUUGAAGAAACGGAAAAAGCUAAGCGCAAAAUGUUAGAACAAAGACAUCAAAAACCAAAGGAUGAAAAGGAUACGCAAAAUCAAACUUCGGCAAAUAAGAAUGGGCAAAGGAGAGAAAUGGCUACAGAUGAUCUUGUUGCAGAAAGGUUCAAAAAAAGGCUACGGCGCUGA